AUGGAGGACGUUCUCAACAAUUGUAUAGAAAACAAUGCUUUGGCACAGGAACGUGAAGAAGAAGAGGCAACUAACGAAAUCGAAGCUAAAGAACAACAUAUUAUUUCUGAUUCUGAAGUAAUUGCAAUAACAAAACCGGAUCAAAAUAUUGUUGGAACACUGAUGGGAUACACUGCCGAAACAGUGGAGGAACUUCUAGGUUUCUACGAAAAACAUGCUAGUGCGGUUGGAUUUUCCAUAAGGAAAGGAAACACGAGAUUCAAAGUUGGGACAAGAAUCGUGCUUGAAAAGACAUAUCUUUGUUCAGCAGCAGGAGUAACAAACAAUGGAAAGAACAAAAAGAAAAAAGUGCAAACAGUUGUUCCUGUAGUGCCCAAAAAAGAGAGAAAACCAAGAAGUCAAUGGCACUACUUGCAUAGAUCUGAAAGGCAAAUAAUGGAAGAGAAGGGGGAGGCAAUUGAAACUAUGCAAAAAUCUGGUCUGUCAUCCACGGCUUCUUUUAACUACAUGGCAAUUGAAGCUGGAGGUGAAGAAAAUUUAGGACACUCGAAGAAAGACCAUCUAAAUUACUGCACGAGGUUAAAAAUGAAGCAAAUAGAAGGAGAUGAUGCACAAGCAGUAACUGACAUAAUGUAUUUAGAGCUUGAAGGUGACCCAAACUUGUUUUUUAGAUUUAGAUUGGAUGAAAAAGGCAAAUUGAGGAGUUUGUUUUGGAGGGACUCUAUGAUGAUGGAAGAUUAUGGAAUUUUUGGAGAUAUAGUGGUUUUUGACACAACCUAUAGAACAAACAGGUAUAACCUGAUUUGUGCUCCAAUAGUUGGAAUAAACAACCACUGGAACAAUUGCAUGUUUGGUUGUGCAUUCAUAGGAGAUGAAAAGAUUGAGUCGUUUGUGUGGCUUCUACUGUAA
Messenger RNA from Spinacia oleracea (spinach), 909 nucleotides. Its product is annotated as protein FAR1-RELATED SEQUENCE 5-like. The record is from RefSeq and is a predicted model, not a curated record. Bases 1 to 909 code for a protein of 302 amino acids. NCBI's taxonomy places the organism in Eukaryota, Viridiplantae, Streptophyta, Magnoliopsida, Caryophyllales, Amaranthaceae. The transcript has 4 exons.